This is a messenger RNA of Entamoeba dispar SAW760, 741 nucleotides long. RefSeq lists its product as uncharacterized. The record is from RefSeq and is a predicted model, not a curated record. Bases 1 to 741 code for a protein of 246 amino acids. The transcript has a single exon. NCBI's taxonomy places the organism in Eukaryota, Evosea, Mastigamoebida, Endamoebidae.
AUGAACAGACAAUCACAUCUCAUCUCAGAAAAUAUUCAAAACGGAAAUCAUCCUAUUAUUGUUCAUACCCCAUUCAGAAUGACUGGUACUUUUGAUGGGGUUAUGUCAUUUGAUCAUAACCGUUUUCUAUUUAAUGGAAAUGCAAAGAUCAUUGAUGAAAGUGCAAUGGACAUGGAAUUAAAAGAUGAGUUGGACAAAGUAAUAGACCAAGAAGAACAAAAAAUAACUCAACAACAAGAAAAACAAUUGAAAGAAGCUGAAGAAGAAAAAAUAAUAAAUAAACAAAACGAGGAGAUAAAAGAAAUAAUUCCCACUAAAGAACUUAAUGAUGAAAUAGUUAUUUCAUCAGAAAGUGAAGAGGACAAUGAAACAAUUGUGAGAACUACACCACGAGUAAUUUCUAUUCACCAAAAGUUAUUAAAAGAAAAAAAACCAAGAAUUUCGUCAAUAGUCAAGGAAUCUUCUGAUUUAUUACCUAAAAAAGAAAGCAAAAUUGAAAGUGUUGAACCAAAGACUGAAGCACUACAAGGUAAAGAGCCAAAACAAAUGGAUGAACAAACAAAAGAAAUCAAACCAACAAAAGAAAUUAAAGCUACUAAACUUGUCAUUAAUGUCAACGAAAAUAAUAAACAACCAGAACCAAAAGAAGAAAAUAAAAAAACUACGUUUGAUACAAUUACAACUACAACUGACAAUUUCCUUGAAUCGUUGUUAUGUCUAGAGUGUAGCUUCGAUGAUUAA